AUGCCGCCGAGCAAAGAAACUGCAAGGCACGAGUGCGUUUCAGAAGAUGCGCUGCAACACCUCCGCACGUACAAAUACUCGAGCGUCGAUAAAUCCUUCAUCUCGCGCUACAUCCUCAAGCAUUACUGGAAUGCAUUCGUCGAGCUCCUGCCGCUGUGGAUUGCGCCGAACCUCGUCACAUUAUUAGGCUUCUUUUUUAUCCUGGGGAACGUGGUGCUCCUCGAGGUUUACAUACCGGAUUUGGUCGGACCAGCGCCCUCAUGGGUAUACUACAGCUUCGCCUUUGGCAUGUGGAUGUACUCCACCAUGGACAACGUCGACGGAAAGCAAGCGCGUCGAACCGGCACAUCGAGCCCCCUAGGCGAACUUUUUGACCACGGUAUAGACUCUUUGAACUGCACUUUGGCAUCUCUCCUCGAGACGGCGGCUGUGGGCUAUGGAAGCACAAAGAUUGGCGCCUUCACCGCGCUGAUUCCUGUGCUUCCCAUGUUCUUCUCCACGUGGGAGACAUACCACACGCAUACGCUGUAUUUGGGCUACUUUAAUGGACCUACUGAGGGUCUGAUACUGGCAUGCACCUUUAUUUGCAUGUCUGGCUACUUCGGCCCAGAAAUCUGGUCCACGCCCCUCGCAACUUACUUCCCGUCGUACGCAGCGGAGAUAGGCAACGUAACGCUCAAGGAGCUCUGGGUGCCCAUCAUCCUCUUCACCUUCUUCGUCGCGCACCUCCCCGCCUGCAUUGUCAAUGUAGCCAAGGCGCGACGCAGCAGGAAUCAGCCCUUGUUACCUCUACUCAAGGAGUGGACUCCGCUCGUCAUCUUCGUCACGUGCACCAUUGCGUGGCUGGGCUCGCCUUAUUCAAGUUUGCUCAAGGACAAUCACCUCGUCUUGUACUGCUUGACCAUGUCGCUCGUCUUUGGCAGGAUGACGACGAAGAUUAUCCUCGCUCACUUGACGCACCAGCCGUUUCCCUAUUGGACGAUUAUGCUCGCGCCGAUGAUUGGUGGUGCCCUGAUUAUCAAUCACCCGUACUUUACCAUCCCCGGAACGUCUUUCUUCGGGCCCGUCUCGGCUGGGUUCGAGCUGUGGUAUCUCCGUGCGUACUUUGUUUUUGCCGCCGUCGUGUAUGGCAAGUGGGCGCACUUGGUUAUUACGAGUAUCUGCGAUUAUUUGGGUAUUAAUUGUCUUACGAUUCCGAGCAAGAGUGGGGAACAGAAGAAUGGACAUGUGGUGGAUGGUAAGGGACGAACUGAUUAA
Molecule: messenger RNA, 1257 nt
Organism: Alternaria arborescens
Lineage: Eukaryota; Fungi; Ascomycota; Dothideomycetes; Pleosporales; Pleosporaceae
Exons: 5
Coding region: 1-1257 (418 amino acids)
Biological process (GO): phospholipid biosynthetic process
Cellular component (GO): membrane
Molecular function (GO): phosphotransferase activity, for other substituted phosphate groups
Source: RefSeq, a predicted model, not a curated record